AUGCUGAUUUCAAAAGGAAAUUUCGACCAAAAUCAAAGAAGUAGACCAAGGUUUUUCGGAAUCCAGGAUUAUGAUGAUAAUGAUGUUUUCCAAUCGAAUGAUGAUAACGGGAAUGGCGGUAGAUUUACGAAUACCUCUGCAACGGCAAGUGGUUACAUUAGUUGUUUUACGAAUAAUACUACUAAUGAUAAUGACACUCAAACAAUAUUUCAAUUUGAUGAAAUGUUUGGACAAGAUGUUGGUCAAUGUUGGGGUAGUAGUUUAUCUGACAGUCCUCCAUUAGGUCGUCCACGAAGAGCAAAUCCCAAACCGUUAACAGGUCGAUAUGAAGUUGAAUUUCCAGGUAUAUUCGUUGAAGGAUUUCGUGGAGGUCAUGUGAAAUUUAAUAUACCUGGAGUAUUACAGGGUUCUCUGAAACCUACCGACUCGAUGAUAGUGAAAAUCAACGUGCCAAGUCCUGAACAAUUCCAUCUAUCUGAAGUGUAUGGUCAGUCUUCAUUUAGGAAUUCUACACAAACAGAAGGAGUUUCUCAGAAUAGAGAAACUUCUACUGUAAGUACAAGUCGUUUUGCUACUUCGUGUUUCGAACAAACACAUCAGACAAUGUCGGAUCAUUGUAGCACUACAAUGCCUUAUACUUCAGAUAUACUUUCAAACCUCCGUUCUAAUAAUCCAAUUCCUAGUGAUUCAUAUCAGUUAAAUUCUACGGAUACUAAUAAAUCUGAUGCUCAUCUAUUACGUUGUGGUACUACUACUGAAUGUUCCACCAUUUCAUCAAAUCCUUGUUCUUCCAGUCGUUUCCCUAGUGUUUAUGAAAGAAUCUCCACAGAUUCCGGUCUACCAUCAAAUUAUUUAAUUCGUCCAGUAAUCUCUGGUCAUAGAAAGAUUGUUGAAGAAGACAACAAUAAUGACAGAGGUGGUUUUGAUAUUGGUGACGGAGAGCGAAAUCCAUUUAACUUUAGUAAUGAAAAUAAUCAGCUAUCUCGUUUCGGACAAUUCGGUACUUAGUGAAAGAUUAUUAUUAUUAGUAUUAUUACUUUUUGUCCAAUUAAAAUUUAUCUUAUAAACAAUGCAUUUUUUCCAAGUGUUAUUUUUUCUAUGUUGUAUACUUAAUGUACUGUUUAUGACUAUUAUUAUUAUUACUAUUAUUAAUAUUGUCAUCCUUCCUUACCCCGCUGAUUAUUGGUACCAGACCACUACACUUUUCAAUCACUACACACUAUUCUCAUCACCGUG
Messenger RNA from Schistosoma spindalis, 1236 nucleotides. The record is from the annotation of a GenBank genome assembly. NCBI's taxonomy places the organism in Eukaryota, Metazoa, Platyhelminthes, Trematoda, Strigeidida, Schistosomatidae.